Siniperca chuatsi (mandarin fish) is the source of this 1478-nucleotide messenger RNA. RefSeq names its product myozenin-2. The coding region runs from base 16 to 927 and encodes 303 amino acids. The record is from RefSeq and is a predicted model, not a curated record. Gene Ontology annotation, molecular function: actin binding; FATZ binding; telethonin binding. Gene Ontology annotation, cellular component: actin cytoskeleton; Z disc. NCBI's taxonomy places the organism in Eukaryota, Metazoa, Chordata, Actinopteri, Centrarchiformes, Sinipercidae. The transcript is spliced from 6 exons.
CCAAGGCAUCCUGGGAUGAGUUUUAUACAGACUGUUCCUUCUCUGCUGAGGAGUGUCAGAGUGGAGCGUGGAAGCAUCCCAGCUCCAGUGCGGAUAAACCACACGACCAUCCAGAGCAGCUCCAACAUCCGACAUUCAGACAGGCAGGACACACAGAUGAUGAUGAUGCAGUCAGGCCAAGAUGACAUGACUAAGCAGAGGAUGCUGCAGGCUAAGGCUCUGUCUAAGGAGGCCAGGAGAGAGGGUCUGAACCUGGGGAAGAAGAUCAGCAUUCCAAAGGAUGUGAUGAUGGAGGAACUCAACCUUCCAUCUAAUCGAGGCUCUCGCAUGUUUCAGGAGAGGCAGAGGAGGGUCGAGAGGUUCACACUGGAGAACGCUGCCAAUGAUGCUUACAACACCAGCAAUGUCCAUCCAGAGGCCGUUCCUCCCCUGCAGAUCAUUUCAGAGCCACAGGGAGGAAAAGAGAACCAGGCUUUCUCCAUCCCUGGUAAGCAUAGCCUGGUCAUGAACCUUCAGAAGACUGUAGCAAAGAAGGGCAGUCCUGAUGUCCUCGCUCCAGGAUAUUCUGGCCCUCUGAAGGAAGUUCCUCAUGAGAAGUUCAACACAACAGUAAUCCCCAAAUCCUACUGGUCCCCGUGGAGGGAAGCUUUGGGAGGCAGCGAAGAGCUCCUGAACGCCCUCAAUACCCAGCUUCCCCAGCUCCCACAAAGACUACAGCCUGCCAACUACAGGUGCUUCAACAGAUCUGCCAUGCCAUUCGGGGGAACUACAGCCAGCAAGAGGGUGAUACCAGUGAUUAGCUUUGAGGCAGUGGAAUCCAAGCAACUGCCCAGCAUCGCUCUGGACCGCAUGUGUCAACGGCCCAACUUCAACAGAGCACCCAAGGGAUGGAGAAUUGAUUACUGCCCUGAAUCUAAUGAACUAUGAAAAAGGGCUCAUCAGCUAAAGACUGACGCACUGACCUAUGCUUGCUCCUCUUCUCCUACAAAGAUGAUCCCUCUGUUAAUCAGUGGGCACUGCAGGGGAGAGAAGAGGGAAAAAAAAAAACACUCCUGCAUGAUAUAUAAAGUCGUUUGCUACUGCUGAGUGGUUUGAACAGCUGAGGCAAACUCAGGAUGCUGGAAACAGUUCAUUACCACAGUACAGGACAAUACUGCAACAGGCUUAAUAGUUCUACCUAUCCUUCCUUUUUGUCACCCUUAGCAGUAUCCAAUCCCAUCAAUGUCUUACCCCCCCAAAUCCAUCCAGUCUCCAUCUGUUACCUUUCACACUGCGGCUUUACAUUUUUAUCCGUUUGUCCCCUAUUGUUUAAGAACGAUAGUAUGAGAUAUCUGCUCUUCUACAACAGUUAAAAAAGUGUGAGUAUUAAUGAAUAAUAUGCACUCUGAGAUGAUCAAUGACAAAAUUGUGUCUUUUUAAUGGCAAGUAAAAACAUUCAAAGAAAGGAUUACAAUAAACUAAGUCAUUAUGCUGUGGAA